UUUAUAUUCAAUUCCAGGCACCAACUGAGCAAUGUUAUGGUUACUUUCUAUUCAUUAAUUCAGAGUAUUUAUGGUUCUUUCAAGCUUCCUUGAAAACUCAUUUUUAUGAGAUAACUGGGAGAAGACUGUUGUGUAGAUUCCAUUUUUCAUACUUCGCAAUGAAAACCUUUCAGGAAUACUUGCCAGAAACUGAAAUUACCUACAGCUGUGUGCACUGUCGUGCUAAUUUGGCUGCUCACGAAGACCUGAUAUCAAAGAGCUUUCAAGGAAGUCAAGGCCGAGCGUACUUGUUCAACCAAGUGGUGAACAUAUCAUGUGGGCCUUGCGAAGACAGAAUCCUUCUAACAGGGUUGCAUUCGGUGUGUGACAUUUUCUGCGAUUGUUGUCGGACAACACUUGGCUGGAAAUACGAACAGGCGUUCGAAAGCAGUCAGAAAUACAAAGAGGGCAAGUUCAUUAUCGAGUUAGUGCACAUGGUCAAGGAGAACGGAUGGACGUGACACUAGUCAAGCCCAGCCCCCCUUCAACUUUCGCCCCCACCCCCACCUCCCCAUUCAUUACAGCUCUUAAACACGGACCCUCAACCCCACCCACCUUUUCUUCUAUCCGAAGCCAUUCUACCUCCGACACACGUUUCCUUCUCUCUUAUCUUUCCACGCCUCGUCAAGUUUCAAUGUUACCUAUUUUUAUUACAGUUACUGUUGAUUUUUACCUUAAUGCUCACUGUUUGCUCAAUAUUAAUGAUAGUUCAGCAUGGCUCAAGUUAGAUUUUAGAAAAAAUGCUUCGAAAAAAAUAUAAGCAAUCUACCAAAGAAUGAAACUUUCGCGAUUUCUCUUGUUGAACCUUUUUGGUGCGAAGUUGACCAUUGUUUUAUUUCUGUUUAUCAAUCUUUAAAAUAUUCAACAGUUGCUUUCCAUCUUUGGCCUCAUCUUCAUUUUUUCCGAACAGAAGUUCCGUUGAACUUUGAGUAAUUGCGAUUCAUGUCUUUCCAUUUGGCUGGGACAAUCAGUUUUUCUGUGUUUUUCCUGAACCCCCACUGUUAUUAUUUUCUGAUUUACUGAACAAAUGGAACAAAUCUUUGAAAGAAAACUACAAAUGGAAAGAAUUGCCAUUAUUUAGAUUAUCAGUUCUUUUGUAGGAUUAUUUGACGUUUGACAACAAUGUCUGAAAUCUUGUCUUGUGGUUUAUGGUCGCAAUAAAACCACAAUUUUGGCCAUAACUUUGGAGCGACCAAGGGUGGUCUGGUCUUUUAUCUAAAUUGUUAAACGUCUGCGUUUUAAUUUAUUUCGACAUUUAUUGUUUAUUUUAAUUUGUCUGGGGGUUUUGUAACAUCACAUGAAGCAUCAAAAAUGACGAGAAACAGCAGAUGAGACUCAAGAUGUUAUCUUUACAUGCGAAAGGUCAACUUUGAGGUUUGACGAAGUCAAGAGGUCAAAGGGUCAACGUGCUUAACCAGAAGAGAAAAAUUAGAUUAGAAUAGAAACGCGUUUUGGUUUCGAUUGAUAUUUUUCCGAACAAGUAGAAACUCGAGUGUGCUACUCGCCAGCGGUGCUAAACUUAACCUAUAGAAUUACUCUCUCUUCUCUCUCUUCGUUACAAACUCACAUUACUAUAUAGAUACAAAUCAAAGCAGAGUUAGUUUAAUUUGGAUAAGUUAGAUGUCUAAUUUUUGAUCAGAGUUCUCCCUAAACGUGCAAAUUAGAAUAAUAACCCGCAGCUCACUUCACUGUGUGUAAGUUAACAUGACUGUUGUCGCGUGUUGGGUGUAGAUCUAUUUAGUUAGUGUUAAAAAGUUAUUUUGGUUAUCGUUAGAUAGUUUAAAGUUAAUGCUGUAAAUUGAAUUAUAAUGACAUAAUCGAAGUUUUUUACCUGGCAUAUGUAUCGUCAAGAGCUAUAUGUUAAACAAAAAUUUUUAAAAAUCUUCAAAUAGUUAAAGAAAUGCCAUUUAUAAAAUUUGAAAUGAGUAUCAGUGUAAUUUUUUUCAUAUCUUGCUCUGCGAAUAUAAAUCUUGGUGCCAGAAUCGAAACGUCUGCCUAAAUCGAAAAAUUUUUGCUGCUAAGCGUUCAAAAUUUGCUGAAAUGCCAAUGUUGCUUCUCUAUGAAGUUAAGUAUUUUAACUAUAAUGACAUACAUAAAUGGUGAAUUAGUUAUUUUUGUAGUAA
This is a messenger RNA of Symsagittifera roscoffensis, 2162 nucleotides long. RefSeq names its product protein yippee-like. Bases 159 to 500 code for a protein of 113 amino acids. The transcript is spliced from 4 exons. The record is from RefSeq and is a predicted model, not a curated record. Lineage: Eukaryota; Metazoa; Xenacoelomorpha; Acoela; Convolutidae.